Molecule: messenger RNA, 840 nt
Organism: Paramecium pentaurelia
Lineage: Eukaryota; Ciliophora; Oligohymenophorea; Peniculida; Parameciidae
Source: the annotation of a GenBank genome assembly
AUGAAAACUAUUUAGAUAUAUAGUAUUUUAAAGAUAAUAGAAUAACAAUUAUUACUGAAAUAUUAAUUAAUAUCUAUUUAUGAUUAUAUAUAUAAUUCAAUAUAAUAAUAAAUUAUUAAUGAACAUAAUGGUUAAGUAAUUGGAUUAUCCAUAAAUCAAGAUAGUAAAAAGUUAGUUCUUGUGCUAGAGAUUAACAAAUUUUAUGAAUAGAAAGAUCUAAUGGAUAAUUGUGGUAUAUUAAACAAAAUAUUUUUGAAAAUUGUUAUCUUAUUCCAUUUAUAACAACAAAUAUAUUUGCAUUUCAACCCUGUAGUGGUAAACAUUUACAAUUCUAUACAAUUGAUCAUUCCACUGGAUUAUAUGUAAAAUCAAAGGAAUUCUAAGUUUAAGGAGUUGGAUAAGAUUGUUAGUAGUAUUUUCGCUAAAUAUAUAUAUCCUCCGGAUAACUUACUUUCUAAAAAUGAAUAUUGUGUAAAUUUAAUAUAAUUCAAUUUUGAUUAUUAAAAUUGGGAUUGCGAAUUUAUAGAAGAUAUUGAGUUUGAUUAACGUGGAAAUUUUGGAAACAUUUUUGGGACAAUGGUUGACAAUGGAGAAUAUUUUUUAACUUGGGAUUCUACGUCUGGUAAUAUAGAGAUCAGAUAAUUCACUUAUAAAAAUGAAAUGAAUGAUCAUUUAAUUAUUAAUUAAAUUUUUAUGUAAUUACUAUUUCAAUCAUCAUUAGAAUUAAGUAUAAAUAUUAAUUUAUAACAAUAACAUUAUGUAUUUUAGAAUUAAUCAUCAAAGUAAGAAAAUAAAUUAAAUAUUUAUGUUACUUUUCUUCUCUAAAUAUUAAUGUAUUGA